Molecule: messenger RNA, 888 nt
Organism: Gracilinanus agilis (Agile Gracile Mouse Opossum)
Lineage: Eukaryota; Metazoa; Chordata; Mammalia; Didelphimorphia; Didelphidae
Gene: RERG
Product: RAS like estrogen regulated growth inhibitor
Exons: 4
Coding region: 1-600 (199 amino acids)
Molecular function (GO): GTP binding; GTPase activity
Source: RefSeq, a predicted model, not a curated record
AUGGCUAAGAGUGCAGAAGUUAAGCUGGCAGUGUUUGGCCGAGCUGGUGUGGGCAAAUCAGCUCUGGUGGUGAGAUUUCUGACCAAACGGUUCAUCUGGGAAUACGACCCAACCCUUGAAUCAACUUAUCGCCAUCAAGCAACCAUUGAUGAUGAAGUUCUUUCCAUGGACAUACUAGACACAGCUGGUCAGGAGGAUGCUAUCCAGAGGGAAGGACAUGUGAGAUGGGGAGAAGGUUUUGUGCUGGUCUAUGACAUUACGGACCGGGGAAGCUUUGAGGAUGUGCUUCCACUUAAGAACUUGCUGGAUGAAAUCAAAAAGCCCAAGAAUGUGACUCUGAUCUUAGUGGGAAACAAAGCUGACCUAGACCACUCAAGGCAAGUUAGUACAGAAGAAGGAGAGAAGCUGGCGACUGAUCUGGCCUGUGCAUUUUAUGAAUGUUCAGCUUGCACUGGAGAAGGGAAUAUCACAGAAGUGUUCUAUGAGCUGUGCCGUGAGGUCCGGCGUCGGAAAAUGGUCCAGGGGAAGACAAGGAGGCGAAGCUCCACCACACAUGUCAAGCAGGCAAUUAAUAAGAUGCUUACCAAAAUCAGCAGUUAAAGGACUAGGUUUCCUGGAGAAGCUGUGCUACGGCAGGGUUGGCUAUUUGAAAAUACAAACCAAAUAGCCAAAUGAUGGUUUCUUUUUUUCUCUCUUCCAUCUCCCUCUCUCCUCCCUACCUCUUCCUCCCCCUCCAAAAAAAAGAAAAGAAAAUAUGCUAUCAUUUCUUUUGGCAAAGGGAGAAUUCUGUCUGGGAGGCUCCAUUCUUUGGUUAUUACAGUAUGUUUAUGCUUUUAAAGUUUUCUGCUUUUCUGUUUGCAUAUAGUCCAUUCUGAAGUCAUCACCUUG